Messenger RNA from Wyeomyia smithii (pitcher-plant mosquito), 1257 nucleotides. RefSeq names its product probable very-long-chain enoyl-CoA reductase art-1 (gene Sc2). Lineage: Eukaryota; Metazoa; Arthropoda; Insecta; Diptera; Culicidae. The record is from RefSeq and is a predicted model, not a curated record. The transcript has 5 exons. Bases 117 to 1019 code for a protein of 300 amino acids. Gene Ontology annotation, molecular function: oxidoreductase activity, acting on the CH-CH group of donors; protein binding. Gene Ontology annotation, biological process: very long-chain fatty acid biosynthetic process.
GAACUGUCAUUUUAGAUUAGUCGGGCUCAGUUGCUGUAUCAUCCGUCUCAACGUAAGUUGUGUUGCUUGCGUACACCGUUCGUCGAUCGACUGCUACGGAACAAAUUUUCAAAACCAUGGAGGUCGAAAUUUUGGAUGCUAAGAGCUCAAAGUCUCUUGGAAAAUGUCAAGUUACAAGUGAAACAACUAUAAAAGCACUAAAGGGAGAAGUAUAUAAACUGAAGAAAUCAUUGUCCAUUCACCGACAAGCACUCCGCCUUGAGCCCCGUGGAAAAACUUUGAAAGACUCUGACACACUACAGUCGCUUAGCCUUUCCUCCGGAGCAAAACUGUAUGUAAGGGACCUCGGACCACAGAUCAGCUGGAAAGGAGUAUUCUUGACGGAAUACGCAGGGCCAAUUUUUGUGUAUCUCAUUUUCUACCAGCGACCGUCACUAAUAUACGGUACAGCUGCAUCGAAUGCGAUGAGUCUAACGGCAAAUAUUGCUGCCGCAUGCUGGGUUGGUCAUUAUGGAAAACGUUUGCUGGAAACUUUGUUCGUGCAUCGUUUUUCGCACGCCACUAUGCCAUUGCGCAACUUGUUUAAGAACUGCUCCUAUUAUUGGGCGUUUGCUGGAUACGUUGCUUAUCACGUGAAUCACCCACUUUUUACGGAACCUAGUACGGCCGUCCUUUAUGCCGGCUUGGCUGGUUUCAUUGUCAGCGAACUGGGUAAUUUCUCCAUUCAUAUGCUUCUGAGAAACCUCCGGCCAGCUGGUUCUACGGUGCGCAAAAUACCCGUUCCGGAUAGUAAUCCUCUGAGUCAACUGUUCAAUUUUGUCUCUUGUCCUAACUACACAUACGAAUUCUUUUCCUGGCUGUCAUUUUCGUUGAUGACUACCUGCGUUCCGGCGUUAAUUUUUGCUGCCGCCGGUAUGUAUCAGAUGACUGUAUGGGCUAUUGGUAAGCACAAGAACUACAAGAAAGAGUUUAAGGAUUAUCCUAAGGGUAGGAAGGCUAUUCUGCCGUUUGUUAUUUAAAUGCGUUUCAUUUGACAUUUUUUGUUGAAUCCAUUCUAUUUGCUCAGAAAAGGGGGGGAUCGAUUUGAGAAGUAGAUUAAAAUAAACAGAUAGCGUUAGGUUUUCGGGUAAGGUUUUUUCAGCUUAUGUUACGAGAGUGGUAAAGUAUGGGAUAGAGAUUAGAUGUGUUUCAUGGAAGAUAAAAACAUUCAUUCCCGUACUGGUUUUUGUAAAACCUAGAAAUAAAUUUCAAAAACAA